AGGUUCCACUAGCUGGCGUACUGUGGUGAAUUGUUUUUUCCCGCUGGCGUGUGGAGUUCUUCGGUGCUCGAAAUUCGUCAGCAGACUUCGCAUAUUCGGCAGCGGAUAAAGGCAGACCGCAGCAGCAGCAGCAGCAGUUCGGACCCGGAGAUACCUCGACGCGGUUCGCCGUAUUCUGUAUCAAUUGAAACUUGUGGAAGGACAUCCACUGCAUCCUGCUGCCCGUCUGACCGUCGCGUCUAGGCGUUAGUUUGAAGCCAUCCGUGCCACCACACACACACACUCACAUAUACAAAAUGCAAGCAAUCAAGUGCGUCGUCGUUGGAGACGGUGCCGUCGGUAAGACGUGCCUGCUGAUCAGCUACACCACGAACGCCUUCCCGGGCGAGUACAUCCCGACGGUGUUCGAUAACUACUCCGCGAACGUGAUGGUCGACGGCAAACCGAUCAAUCUCGGGCUGUGGGACACGGCCGGACAGGAGGAUUACGAUCGGCUGCGGCCACUGUCCUACCCACAGACGGACGUCUUUCUCAUAUGCUUUUCGCUCGUCAAUCCGGCCUCGUUCGAGAACGUGCGGGCGAAGUGGUACCCGGAGGUGCGCCAUCACUGUCCCAACAUACCAAUCAUACUGGUCGGGACGAAGCUCGAUCUGCGGGACGACAAGAACACGGUCGACAAGCUGCGUGACAAGAAGCUGGCCCCGAUCACGUACCCGCAGGGGUUGGCCAUGGCGAAGGAGAUCGGGGCGGUUAAAUACCUCGAGUGUUCGGCACUGACGCAGAAGGGACUGAAGACGGUGUUCGACGAGGCGAUCCGGGCCGUCCUGUGUCCGAUGAUACCGCCGAAGAAGAAACCCAAGUGUAACAUCCUCUAAAGAUCGUGUUCGAUUUACUAUAUAUAUAUAUAAUUUUUUCUAUUACAAUCGCGCUUUUGCCUAGC
This is a messenger RNA of Anopheles nili, 940 nucleotides long. It is a transcript of the gene Rac1, whose product is annotated as ras-related protein Rac1. The record is from RefSeq and is a predicted model, not a curated record. Gene Ontology annotation, cellular component: cell projection; plasma membrane; cytoplasmic vesicle. Gene Ontology annotation, biological process: small GTPase-mediated signal transduction; motor neuron axon guidance; actin filament organization. Bases 297 to 875 code for a protein of 192 amino acids. The transcript has 2 exons. Gene Ontology annotation, molecular function: GTPase activity; protein kinase binding; GTP binding. Lineage: Eukaryota; Metazoa; Arthropoda; Insecta; Diptera; Culicidae.